UGUGAUACCUUGUGUCUUGCCGAUCAACAUGAGUCCUGAGUCCUGACCGGUCCUCUGAUGCAAGGAAAGUGGGAGGGAAACGAAAGACCUUGUACGGAUGUUAAAAAAAAGUGCGUACCAAUUGCAAACAUUUGAUUGUCUCCUUUGUCUUUAUUUUCCUUGGGUAUUUCUAGCAAGCGGAGUCUUGAUAAGCUUUUUUUCUUGUAUACCCUUGUUUUUUUAUCUUGAUGUUAUUCAUUUUCAUGCCUUUGAAUGUAUAUGUGUUGUUGGAGACAAGGAUGUAAAUAUCCGCAAACAUCCACACCGGCCGUUGGAGACGUAUAUAUAUAUAUGCAUACUCUCGCCUCAGUUGGCUCAAGUAACUCCUCUACUUCCAUACCAUACAAAGCUCAGAAUUGAUCUAUACAAUAUCCUUCAAAAUGUCGUCACCAUUCCUCGACGAAGAUAAAGAGACGACCAUGUCACCAGUUCUCCUAGGUGCUUCAGCAUUUCUCGCCCUAGCCUACGUUGUUCGAGCUUUACUUGCUCGACCUCAAAGGUUGGAUUUGCCAGUAGUGGGCAAGCCCGAUGAUGCUAACUUUGAAGCGGCAUUGCUUGAAGGAACUGCAAAAGUAAGAAUUUCCCACGCCAUGAUGUCCUUCCUUUAAUCCUAGCAUACAACUCACAAGGAACAGUACCCCAAUACUCCCUACAUCAUCCCAAGUAUUCCUAAAUUGGUCGUACUCCCCAUCUCCACUCAUGACGAGUUACGCAAUCUCCCCGAAAACAAAGCCUCUUUCGUGCAAGAUAUAUCCCACAUAUUUUUUGGAAAACAGACAGGACUCGGUGAAAACACCCCCCCUUUAAUCAAAGCUAUCAAGACCGAUUUGAACCGUCACGUGGCAUCUACUGUCGAAGCUCUUCAAGACGAAACGCGCUAUGCAUUGGAUGAAUUCGGUAGUUGCGAAAAUUGGACCAAAGUUACUGUGGCGGAGAGAAUGGCCAGACUAGUCGCGUUACUGAGUGGUAGAGUUUUUGUGGGAAAACCGUUGAGCAGAAACGAGGAAUGGAUUAAGACUACUCUUGAAUAUACCGUGGACGCUGUGAAGGCGAGGGACGAAGUGCUCCGAUAUCCGGAAUUGAUUCAAAAUCUUGCGGCACCCUUCUUACCACAGAUUAGGACGGUGAAACAAAAUAAGGCUAAGGCGGCACAGUUGUUGAGACCGAUUAUUGAGGAGUGUAUGCGAAAAUUCAAGGAAGGGAAGAUGGGUGAUAAGGAGUCCACUGACGAAUUCGAUGAUAAUCAGGGGACUUUCAUCAGCUGGCUUUUGAAAUGGACAGAUGAGAAGAAUAGAGAGGACCCUUUUAUGUUGGCGGACAGUCAGAUGACUUGUAAGGCUUCAUUUCCUUUCCUCUUUUUAUGCUUUUCUGUUUCGAAGCCGACUUUUAUUACUUUCUCGGGCUAUGACUGACCAAGAAAAGUGUCUUUUGCUGCUAUUCACACAACGUCCAUGGCAAUUUCGCACGUGCUAUUUGAUCUUGCUUCUCACCCGGAAUUCAUUGAGCCUCUUCGCGAAGAAAUCGAGCAAGUGAUUGCAGAAGAUGGGACCGAAGUUGAUGGCAGCGGAUUGAGAAACUUAAAGCAGCAGUCAUUCACCAAAUUAAAGAAGUUGGAUAGUUUCUUGAAGGAAAGUCAGAGGCUUAACCCUCCAACUUUGGGUAAGUUUAUAGCAUCUAUACUACUUUCCGACACAUUUCAGGAAAGAGUGCACAUGGAAGUAGGAAACACUAGGAAUUCCUUUACUAACAAAUCCUAGUUGCAAACUUCCGCCUAACUACUUCCACCCUCCACCUCUCUACUGGUCAUGUCAUUCCCAAGGGAACCCGCAUAUGCUACGACGCCCUCACAUUUAACAUGUCCAACCCCGACCUCUCUACCAUUCCCCACGACCCUUCCGAUGUUACCUCACUUGACCCACCUACCACCUUCUCCCCCUUCCGCUGGUCCUCACUGCGCGCCACGCCUGGAAACGAAUCUAAAUUUCAAUUUGUAACGACAAGUAAACAAAGCAUGAAUUUCGGACACGGGGUAUGUUUACCGGCUUCUCUGAAUAUCUUGUUCUACACAUCCAAAUCCUAUCCUUAAUUUUAAACCAACUUUAAUGUUUCCUUACGCACACUCCUUUGUUUUUCUAACACAGUUUUGAUUCUCCAUUUUCUUUAAUCCCAUUAAAAAUCAUUCAUCAAUAGCAGUCACUGACUCCUAUCCUACAGAAUCAUGCAUGUCCCGGUCGGUUCUUCGCAGGUUUCGAGAUUAAAAUUGUGAUCGUCGAGUUGUUAAUGAAUUGGGAUUUCAGACUGGUGGGCGAUGAGGAGGGAAAGGGGGGAUCCGGAAAGAGACCUAAAAACUUUUUGUACGAUGUUAGCGUCGUUCCAGACCCAACUGGCCAGCUUGAGUUCAGGAGGAGGAAGUUCUAGGAAUCUACGGUCUGUGGAAUAGCGAACUGAGCUGCGGAGAGGAGGUACGGAUGAAAAGAAUGGUUUAUAAGGGUGCAUUUAUAGAUGGGAAAUGGAGUUCAGGAUCUUAGAUUAUUGAGUGAAUGGGGUUUUGAGGUUCUUUCGACUGCUUUUUUCUUUUGUUUUAUAUAGACUUUCUUACUCAUUUUGUAUAUAGCGAAUUCCACUCUUUUGAGAAACCAUCAAAAUAUAAUAACU
This is a messenger RNA of Sclerotinia trifoliorum, 2694 nucleotides long. The record is from the annotation of a GenBank genome assembly. NCBI's taxonomy places the organism in Eukaryota, Fungi, Ascomycota, Leotiomycetes, Helotiales, Sclerotiniaceae.